CAACUACUUCCGGUUACUUUGAGUUUGUAAACGCGAGCAGCGAGCGGGUGUUGAGAGAAAGUUGCAUUCUGCAUUGUUUCCAGAAGACUGACUAGUCGGUUACAUUUUUUGAUAUUGUGACAGAUCGCCAAGAUGAAGUGUCUGGUGUGCGUGUUGUCACUGUGCCUUGCCUUGACGGUGUUUGCCGAAAAGGAGGCCCACGCCCCUCACGACCCGCUGGGAGGGGGAGAAAGAGAUUGAUGGGGAGAGGAACAAGCACCGAGACCAUGAAGCUGUUCUGGGAUCCCGUCAUGAUGCGGAGGAAGCAGAUGAGCUGAGCCCUGAACAGGCCAAGAAACUGCUGGAACAGCUGGCCGUGAAACACGACCUGGAUGGAGAUAAACGAAUCUCCAGGGAUGAGUUCAUCACCUGGAUCCUGCAGUCUUUCAAGUCACUGGAUGAGGAAGAAGCGCUUGAGCGUUUCAAGGAGGAGGACGAGAAUCAUGAUGAUGCACUUGGGUGGGCUGAGUACCUGAAGCAACAGUAUGACUACACUCUGGAGGAUGUGAAGAAGAUGAGGGAAAAACCUGAUGAGGAUGACAACAGGAACAUGGUUGAGAUGAUUGAUGAAGAUGAGAGGCUGUUCGAUGGUGCUGAUCUAGACAAGAAUAAGAUGCUUGACAAGAGCGAGUAUGUGGCUUUCUAUCACCCAUAUGACUUUGAGCACAUGCACAAGUUCGAGAUUGAGAGAGGCAUCAAGGACUAUGACAAGGACAAUGAUGGCAAGGUUUCACUUGCAGAGUAUAUUGGAGAUGUUGAUGAUGCUGAAUCCAGGGCGACAGAGAGCACCCAGUUCAACGACUAUGACAAGAACGGUGACGGCAUCCUGGAGGGGAGUGAGCUGAAGAAGUGGUUUGUGCAGGACAACAUGGACUCUGCUGUGGAGGAGGUGGACCACCUCAUGGGAGUGGCAGACUCCGACAAUGAUCACUUCCUCACCUUUGACGAGAUCCGUGAACACCAGGAGGAGUUCGUCAGCAGCCAGGCAACAGAUUAUGGCACGACGUUGGAAAAGAUGAGAGACGAGUUGUAACCGUGUUCUGCUGUAGAACUGUACAUAGUCUUCUUUCAUUCUUCAUCAUGGCAGUGUCUUGUCAUGUUUCCUCCAUGUUGUUUGAAUCAUGAAUGGUGUGCUGCUGGUCUGUCUGAAUGGAAGUGUGUAACCGUUAACUUUUAAAAACUCUUCUGAUGUAUGCUGCUUCUGCCUGAUAAGACUUGGGAAGCCAAAUAUCUUUUAGCCAGACAGUAAAAUCAAACGUCAGGUAUGGCAGCACACACACCUUCAGAGACAUUUAUAGACAGAAGACACACCUUCAGAGAUAUUUAUAGAUAGCAGACACACCUGCAGAGACAUUUAGACAGCAGACACACCUGCAGAUACAUUUAUAGACAGCAGACACACCUUCAGAGACAUUUAUAGACAGCAGACACACCUGCAGACACAUCCAGACGCCAUUACAGACUCAUCAGACGGGACAUCAACAAAACUUAAGCAGAUGCUAGUACUCAACGUCUGACAUUGCAGUGCACUCACCUAUAGACACUUGUAUACAGCAGACAUACCUAGACACAUCCAUAGACGCCAUUACAGACACAAUAUCAUACAUGACGACAGACAUAAUCUUAUUAAUAUCAGAAUUAUUUCACAGAUGGAACACUUAUCUGCAUAAGUAUCUCAGGACUCCUCUGUAAAGCAUUGCGUCUGGUGAAUGGUCUAGUCAUUGAAUCAGCAUUAAGGCUUUUAAUUUCCUGCACAAGUGAGCUAGGCAUUCAGACCACACACAUCUGAAUUUGGUGUUUUGAUAAUGAACUAAAACAUCUUCUGAAUGUAAACAAAAAAAACAAAACCAUCAUAUUGUAGAUAAUUGCACUGUUCUUUUUGAGUGCCAUGGUAUCUAGACUCAAAAGGGGCUGUGGAGUAGCCUCGUAGUUAAAGCUUUGGCUCGUCACACCGACUCAAGUUAGACUUCCAACAUGGGUAUGAUGUGAGAAGCCCAUUUGUGGUGGUCCCCGCCGUGAUAUUGCUGCAAUAUUGCUAACAGCGGUGUAAAACUAAAACUCACUCAGAUUCAAAAGGGUGUAUCAUUGGAGGAACAGUAUGUACAUUCUAUGAAGGUUUUCAUUUGGACAGUCAAGCUGGUAAUGAUAUGCAUAGUUACGUUAGAAAACUGAUAUUUGCAAGAACAAGGACAUCCUUCAUUUAGAUGUGCAUUGGCCAUCAGACUUUCCUCUGGGUGGAUGUCAUGUAACACCCUAUGCAAGUGUCCCCAGAGUUACCUGAGCAGAUCUGAAGCACAGCAAGAUACAGACACAGACACACACACCUUUCCACUUACAUAAUUAUCCUGUUAAAUAUUUUAGGGGCAGGAGGCAGUUUAUGAUUUGUUUUCUUUAUGUUUUAGCUUUAAUGAAAAGUUCUGGUCAUUUAUAACAAGGGGCAUAUCAGAACAAAUCAGUGAAGGUCACCACAAAACAUCGCAGUAUCUAGUUGAGGGUCACAAAAAUUAUUUACUCAUUCUUGGAGGAUGGUGAAAAAGGUGGCCAUUUUGUGAUAAACUAUAGAGUGUAUAGAGUGUAUACUUUUCAGAGAGAACAGGACGUUGGGGAGGGUGAUCCCAAAAUAUGAUGAAUGUUUGCUGUUGGUCAAUAUUUCCAGUACAAUAGUACAUCCAAAACCCAUGACAUCACUCAAUCACCCUCCUCCAUUGUAUAUGGGGGCGGUGGGGUAGCCUGGUGGUUAAAGCAUUUGCUUGCCAUGCUGAAAGACCCGAGUUCGACUACCCACAUGGGUACAAUGUGUGAAGCCUAUUUCUUGUGUCCCCUGCUCUGAAAUUGCUGGAAUAUUGCUAAAAGCGGCGUAAAACUAAA
Molecule: messenger RNA, 2907 nt
Organism: Haliotis rubra (blacklip abalone)
Lineage: Eukaryota; Metazoa; Mollusca; Gastropoda; Lepetellida; Haliotidae
Product: reticulocalbin-1-like
Exons: 6
Coding region: 554-1072 (172 amino acids)
Cellular component (GO): endoplasmic reticulum
Molecular function (GO): calcium ion binding
Source: RefSeq, a predicted model, not a curated record